Molecule: messenger RNA, 6525 nt
Organism: Zingiber officinale
Lineage: Eukaryota; Viridiplantae; Streptophyta; Magnoliopsida; Zingiberales; Zingiberaceae
Product: autophagy-related protein 2-like
Exons: 14
Coding region: 231-6113 (1960 amino acids)
Biological process (GO): piecemeal microautophagy of the nucleus; autophagosome assembly; reticulophagy
Cellular component (GO): extrinsic component of membrane; phagophore assembly site
Molecular function (GO): phosphatidylinositol-3-phosphate binding
Source: RefSeq, a predicted model, not a curated record
CGUAAGAUUUUUAUCGAAGGGGCGACAUUUCUCACGGAUUCCUUCUCGCCGUCGCACAAUCUCCUUCUGGUCCUGCGAGAUUUCCAGGUCGUAUCGAUCCACCGUGCUGCGAUAAAUUAGUCGAAGAAUCGGAUGGUGGCGUACGCCGGUUUCCUUGGCUCGCCUCCUUCACAUUCUCGUCAUUUGAUGGGCAAACCCUAGGGGGAGGAGCAGGAAGGCACCUUAAUCCAAUGUUCUCGCGGUGGGACUUCUCGCGGUCGAGCGUGAUCAAGCGCGUGUGCAAGUUCCUGCUAAAGAAGAAGCUUGGGGAGGUGAUUUUGGGCGACAUCGACCUCGAUCAGCUCGAUGUCCAGCUCGGCACCGGCACAAUCCAACUCUCCGACCUCGCGCUCAACGUUGAUUUCCUUAACCAGAAGAUUGCUGGUGCACCAAUUGUGGUUAAAGAAGGAUCAAUAAAGUCUCUAUCGAUUAAAGUCCCCUGGAAACUGAGGAAUUGUGAGAUAGAAAUUGAUGAGAUUGAGCUUGUGCUUGGACCAUUUAAUGGGAGCUGUGCUACUCAGGCUCAUGCUGACAGUUCAUUGCCACAUGAUUGUCAACAUCAUAUGAAUGACAAUCCUGAUAGGAUUGAGUGUGAGAUUGCUCAGGAUUACCAUGGUUCUAUCCCUCUAGACAUUCAUGAAGGAGUUAAAACAAUUGCCAAAGUAGUGAAAUGGUUUCUUACUAGCUUUCAUGUCAGACUAAAUGGGGUUAUAGUUGCGUUUGAUCCUCGGUCACAUCUGGAUGAAAGAAGAGACAAAUCCUGUAGGCUUCUAGUUCUUCGAAUUAAAGAGACCGAGUUUGGAACUCAUCUUUCAGAAGAUUCAAUGUCUAAGUUAACAAACUUCAUGAAAUUCCAAAAAGCUAAUGUUGAGUUUCUUGAAAUGGAUGAUAUAGAUGAAGGCUUGGAGGUUGACAAUGUUACAGGGAGAGGCCUUAAUGGAAGGCUCUUGAAUCAUGGUACCACUUCAAUUUUGACUGGGGCAGAUGGUGGGUUCUCAGUGACAUUAAACUUGAGCAUUCCAUGGAAGAAUGGCUGUUUGGAUGUGAGUAAAGUUGAUGCGGAGGUUUCAAUUGACCCAAUAGAGUUAAGGAUCCAACCCAGCAGUAUUAAUUGGGCGAUAGCUAUAUGGAAUUCUCUCGAGAACACCAAAGCAUCUGAAUGUGCACACUAUCAUAAAGCUUCAAAUUCAUUUAACUCCACUUAUAGAAGCCAUACAGCUAUGACAAAUACUAUCUAUUUAGAUGUUGAUGCUGAUACACUCAUGAGGGGUAGUGAACUAAGUAGUGUGUUUUCUGCAAUCACUCCAGAAACAGUUCCUGAUGCUUUGCUUAUGAGGACAAACUUCAUUCAUGAUUGGGUUCCACAACAUCUUUAUCAAGAAGAUCCUAGUAGUAUGGUGCCAGACCUAAGUGCAAGCAUUGAUCAAUUCUUUGAAUGUUUCGAUGAAAUAAGUUCUCAAGGGUACUCAAGUAACGGAAGUAUAUGGAACUGGACACGUUCUGUUUUCAAUGCAAUAUCUGUUGCAUCUAAUCUCGCUUCUGGGAUGGGCGAUGUUGCUAAAGAACAACAUGUGGAGACUAGUUUACGAGCUGCAAUAGCUGGUAUCAGUGUCAUUGUUUUCCUUGGUGAUGAUCAGCAUUAUUUAUGUGGUUCAAACAAUUUAUUUGAGCCAUUAUUGGAUGAGAUAAAUUCUAGGUCAAUAAGCUGUCCUUCGUCGGCAAAUAUUUCUGUUUCCAGAUCAAACAAAGUCACUCCUGUUGAUAACAAGAUGCAUCACAUUGAAGCGAAGUGUCAUAAUUUAGUUCUAGAAUUUGAGACUUAUUCUGGAAAUACUACAUUUAGUGCAUCAGUGGAACGUGUCAAAGUUGAUGCAUACUAUGAUGCUCAAAGAUAUUCCACAGGCUUUCUGUCAAGUGGUGACCAGAAUACCUCCAAUGAGCAAUUGUUUCUAAACCACCAUAUAAAAGAAAAAAUCCAAGAUUCUCUUCCUCCAUUUCCUUUUUGUAUAUCAGAUUGUGAUUCAGAUUUGGCUGGGAAGGAUAGUACCUUGGGUGGCAUACGUCAGUUUAGGUUGUUUGAGUCAUUUGGCAAUUGCAGCUGUAAGUUGAAUGUCAACCCAAAAGGCUCAAAUGGCUUGAUGGCGCUGACAUCCUUUGUUGUCAAUUUCCCACCUUUCAUUUUGUGGUUUCACUAUAAUCUGGUUGACAUGCUUCUGUAUCUCUUUAAACAUGUAAAUCACUCAAAGAUAAACAAUCAAACCAAAGAUGUUCAAUCUGAUAUGCUAUGUGAAAGGACUACUAUCUCAUCUUCUGAAGUUGCUAAAACUGACACCACUUCUAUUACAAGUGCGCCCCCAAGAACAUUUCUUCAAGGAAAUUUAAUUUUUCCUCAGUCUAGGAUAAUCAUUUGUUUCCCGCCAGACUAUUAUGGAGAUUCUCGGAGCUCUUCCCUUUUGGAUAAACUCAUUGUACUUGAGCAUUCUACACCUUUGAACCCUAAAGAAGCUUCAGAUUCCUUUUCUUUUCCAAAUGUAAAUUCUGCAAGGGAUCAACCAUCCAUGUCUUCCAGUUCAAUUCACUUGAGUACACAAAACUUGGAUGUUUACUUGGUUGAAUCUUCAAAGGAAAAUGGUUUAGAUGGUGGAGUUUGCACUCCAGAAAAACAGUUUUUUUCUUCUGUGAAGAUCAUAUCAGUUAGCGGGAUAAAAAAGGAUUCAUGUUCUGGAAUUACCAUGCUUUGGCAACAGGGUUCACUGACUGGUAGUUGGAUGGUAGAUCGUGUUUGGAGUUUGGCUGUAUCACGUGAUCAAAACAGAAAUAAAAUUAUUGGAAAAGGAUCAGAGUUCUCCUCUAUAACUGAUGCAGAUGACCUUGAGGAGACACACUGUAAUAUUCGCCAGGAGUUGAUUCUUAAUUCUUCCUUUUUUUUGCAUAUUCAGUUGUGUUGUGUAUGGAUCAAUCUUGAUAACCAUGAUUAUAAAUUUUUGACUUGUUUGCUAAAUAAUGUCAUUGAUGGAUUUUCCAAGGCAACAAUUGGGAUGGACAGUAAUAUAAACACUGAUAUAAUGAAGAAAAAUAUAGCAGCAACUACCACCGCAUCACAAGCAUCUGUUCUUGUGAAGUGUGAUGUCAUAGAUGCUUGUAUUAGAUUAAAUGAAACACUCGAGGUUAGUCACUUAAUACAAAAGGAACUACAGGGAUUAUGGGAUUGCUUUAGACUGAAAAUUGACAAGUUUGAGUUGCUAUCUGUCUCUAAUAUUGGUGAAAGUUCUGGCACAAAUUAUUUAUGGAUCAAUCACAGAGAAGGUGAUUUGUGGGGUUCUGUCUUUAAUGAAGCAAAAUCUCCUACUGUUGCACAUGAUAAAAAAUAUUCUCAAGUUAUACCAGAUAUAUGUCUAUUAACCUUUCGGAAUUCUGCAAUGAAACGGGGUAAUGGUGAAGGUGCUAAUGCAUUGAGUUUUGGUCUUGCUGGUACUGCUAUAACUAACAUGUGGAAUCCACUGUUACAACAAGGUUACACAUCCAUUAUUGUUCGAUGUGGGACAAUUAUUGGACCUGGUGGUCGGUUAGAUUGGAUUAGUUCUAUAUUAUCAUAUUUCAAUUCAUCUGAUAAAGAGAGAGAGAAUUUGGAGAAUGAUGGAACGAAAUAUAAAGUGCUAUUUUUCUUGGAUUUGGUGGAUGUUGCUUUAGGAUAUGAACCCUACGCUACAGCACACUUCGUUGUUGGCAGUAAAGAUCCUGACAUCAGGCAUAAUUGUGAUUCGGAACCUGACAUAGAGAAAGACACUGCAGUCACAGCAUGCCUUUUGGCUGCUUCAUCCUUGAGCCUCUAUAAUCAUACUAACCGAGAUUCAACUGUUGAUUACAAUAUUCAUCUGAAGGAUGUAGGCUUUCUUAUUUCUGAAUCACAUGUAUCCACAUCAGAUGUUGAUGGUUAUUCUGUAGGCUAUGUUCAAAGGGCGGGAUAUUCAAAAAUUGCUCAGGUUUCCAUUCUGCAGGCUAUAUUAAGAAUUAGAGGGCUCUUCUGGGAACUUGAAUUUUCAGAAUCACAUGUCAGUCUAGAAUCUUGUAGGGAUACAACAUCUAGCCUUUUCCGUUUGAUUGUUCAGCUUCAGCAGCUUUAUGCACCUGAUGUUGAAGACUCUUUGAUGCACUUGCAGUCUCGGUGGAAUCGAAUGAGAGAUGUCUCCACCAGUUCUUUGCUGUCAACUAGUGUUCAAGAGGAACCUACAUGUGGGUUAUUGGAUGGCAUCCUCGAGAAUGCUUUUGAAUCCAAUCCGACAUCUGAUGUUUGCAGCAUGGCUCUUGUUUCACGUGAACAGCACAAGCUAGAGGACAUACUAAAGUCUGGAGCCUCUGUGGAUUCUGCUGCUGCUGAUUCAUCUUAUAGUAAAGGAGUAGGUAUAUUUUUAGACAAACCUGUUAUGCCUCAGGUAAUUGAGAGGUACUAUCCACCUGACAUGCUUCCAUCUGCCCAGUUGCACUCCAUCAAUCAUUAUCCAGCUGAACAUGACAAAUGCACACUGGAUAUUUCAACUCAUAGAGACACUGAAUAUAGACAAGGUGGAUGGUAUGUUGAUGAUGGCUUUAUGAUUGUUGAAGACCAUAUUUCAACAAUGCAAAAACAGCCGGAAGGAAAUUCUCUUUUAGAUGAAGAAUUUGGAUGUGAAAAUAUUUCCACUGCUGAUCAUAGCCCACCAAAAGGGAGAAUACUUCUUAAAGAUAUGGAAGCAAGUUGGUGCAUGUAUGCUGGACUCGACUGGGCUAAAUCAAAGGGAAUUGAUGGAAGAGAUAGGAGCACAUUCUUGGAGCUUAGUUUGGUAGGGUUGUGUCUUCAAUACGACAUAUAUCCUGAAGGUGAAAUUAAUGUAUCAAAGCUCUCUCUUACAGUACAAGAUUUUAAUCUGUAUGACAGAAGCGAUGAUGCACCUUGGAAGAUGGUUUUAGGCAACUAUCAUUCAAAAAACCAUCCAAGAGAAUCCUAUGCUAAAGCAUUCAAAUUGAAUUUGGAAACUGUAAGGCCCAACCCAGUCACACCUUUGGAGGAUUGCAGGUUACUUCUUGAGCUUCUACCUCUUCGGUUGCAUCUUGAUCAAACACAACUAAUUUUUCUCACCAAUUUUUUUGGGAAUGAGUCCUUUGAUGACCCUUCUCCUAGUUCACCUAAUAUUUUGGAUGGGUCUGAUACGUCAACUUCAUUGAGCCGAAGGUCUGGAAAGCAACUAGUAGUGGAGGAGGCUCUACUUCCGUUUUUUCAGAAAUGUGUUGUUAAGCCCCUGAUUGUAUGUGUUGAUUAUAUCCCUCGUCAUUUUGACCCAGCUUCACUAAGAAGAGGAAACUAUGCUGAACUUCUCAAUUUAGUUCCGUGGAAGGGAAUUGAUUUGAAGCUUAAACAAGUUUGUGCCAUUGGGGUUUAUGGGUGGAACAAUAUUUUUGAAACUGUCAUUGGGGAGUGGUUGGAAGAUAUUGCUAACAAUCAGGUACGGGAGCUGUUGAAAGGGCUUCCACCCAUGAAGUCUUUGUUUGCCGUCAGUUCUGGUACUAAAAAGUUGGUUUGCUUGCCAUUAAAAAGCUAUAAGAAAGAUCAUAAGUUGCUGAAGGGAAUGCAGAGAGGUGCAAUGGCCUUCAUAAAGAGUAUUUCAAUCGAGGCCGUUGGCUUGGGGGUUCAUUUAGCUGCUGGAGUCCAGGAAAUCUUGCUCCAAACUGAAUACUUCGUAACAAGUAGCCCUUCGUCUGUACCAUUGUCUGAGAUAAAGAGGAAAAUAACAAGUGUAAGAGCUAAUCAACCAGAAAAUGCACAGGAAGGUAUCCAACAGGCUUAUGAGAGUCUAAGUGAUGGCUUUGGUAGAACUACCUCAGGUUUGCUGGGGAAUCCUUUAAAGGCUUAUCAGCGUGGUGCUGGUGCUGGUUCUGCUCUUGCAAUGGCUGUUCGAGGAGCUCCUGCUGCUGCUAUAGCUCCUUUUUCAGCUUCUGCUCGUGCUGUUCACAGCACACUGCUUGGAUUGAGGAAUAGCAUGGAUCCCGAACACAAAAGGGAAUCAAUCGAGAAAUACCAGGGGCCUUCUCAGUCCUAAGAUUGACAUUUUUCUGGUAUUGGUGAACUUGCAUGUGUCCAUUUACAUGGCAUUUCGAGAUUGUUGGAUCAUUUCUGCUCAUAUGCUUGCUCUCGGUGCCUGGGUAGAAAGCUAAUUCACUGUUGAUUCGUCGUCUAGCUAAAGAAUAUGCAAGCUAGAAUAACUGGCCACUGCUGUACAGAACUAGGUAAUCCAUGUGUUCUCCAUUUUUUUUUUUUGUCAAGAUUGUAAAUGUAAAAUUUGUACAUAGAGCUUGCUCAUUGUUUAUUGUUCAUAUUCUUUGCACUCUUGGAAUAGCUAGGUUAGGUUGAGGUGAUACACGAAUAAUAGACUUACUAUUCUAAUGGCUGUAAAUAUGAUUGUCGCAUUUGUUGGUUGUCACAUGUUCCUGUCAUCCUCGUUUGUUCGUUCA